UCUUCUUUCCUCUGCGCUGCCCUUAUCUCCUUGGUCGAGUGUCUCUCUGUCUCAUUGACGGCGGCUGGCAAGGGGCUCUGCCAAGCCAUGGCUGUCCGAGCCCCUGCUCCGCGGGGCGACGCCAGCGCCGAGAGAUACCUGUUUGUGGAUCGGAACCAUGUGGGCAACCCAGCCUCCCAGGCCGACUGGACGGCCAAGCGGCUGGUGUGGGUCCCAUCUGAGCGUCAUGGCUUUGAGGCGGCCGGUCUGCGCGAAGAGCGGGGGGACGAGGUGCUGGUGGAGCUUGCCGAGAAUGGGCGUCAGGUGCUGGUCGCCAAGGACGACAUCCAGAAGAUGAACCCCCCCAAGUUCACCAAGGUGGAGGACAUGGCGGAGCUGACCUGCCUCAACGAGGCCUCUGUGCUGCACAACCUCAAGGACCGCUAUUACUCAGGCCUCAUCUAUACCUAUUCAGGGCUUUUCUGCGUGGUCAUCAACCCUUACAAGAACUUGCCCAUCUACACGGAGCAGAUCGUGGAAAUGUACCGGGGCAAGAAGCGCCACGAGAUGCCACCCCACAUCUAUGCCAUCUCUGAGGCUGCCUAUCGGAGCAUGCUGCAGGACCGAGAGGAUCAGUCGAUCUUGUGCACGGGUGAGUCGGGUGCUGGGAAGACUGAGAACACGAAGAAAGUGAUCCAGUAUUUGGCCCAUGUGGCUUCAUCGCACAAAGCCCGGAAGGACCACAAUGUGCCGCCGGAGUACCCGAACGAAGCCAAACAACAGGGUGAGCUGGAACGUCAGCUGCUACAAGCCAACCCUAUCCUGGAGGCCUUCGGCAACGCAAAAACAGUAAAAAACGACAACUCCUCACGAUUUGGUAAAUUUAUUCGGAUUAAUUUCGAUGUAGCUGGCUACAUUGUUGGAGCAAACAUAGAAACAUACCUGCUGGAGAAAUCGCGAGCCAUUCGCCAGGCCAAGGACGAGCGGACUUUCCACAUCUUCUACCAGCUCCUGGUGGGCGCCGGGGAGCACGUGAAAGGGGAGCUGCUGUUGGAGCCCUUCAAUCAGUAUCGCUUUGUCUCCAAUGGGUACCUGCCCAUCCCAGGACAGCAGGACAAGGAAAUCUUCCACGAGACCAUGGAGUCAAUGCGAAUCAUGGGUUUCUCGCAUGAGGAGAUACAUUGUAUGCUGCGGAUGGUCUCAGCCGUGCUGCAGUUUGGGAACAUUGUCUUCCGUAAGGAGAGGAACACAGACCAGGCCUCCAUGCCUGACAACACAGCCGCCCAGAAGCUUUGCCACCUCCUGGGCAUGAACGUCACCGAGUUCACCCGCGCCAUCCUUACCCCGCGGAUCAAAGUCGGCCGGGACUAUGUGCAGAAGGCGCAGACGAAAGAGCAGGCUGACUUUGCGGUGGAAGCCUUGGCAAAAGCGACCUACGAACGCCUCUUCCGUUGGCUGGUGCAUCGGAUCAACCGGGCCCUGGACCGCACCAAGCGCCAGGGUGCCUCCUUCAUCGGUAUUCUGGACAUCGCAGGCUUUGAAAUAUUCCAGUUGAAUUCCUUUGAACAGCUCUGCAUCAACUACACCAACGAAAAGCUCCAGCAGCUCUUCAACCACACCAUGUUUGUGCUGGAGCAGGAAGAAUAUCAGCGAGAGGGUAUUGAAUGGAACUUCAUUGACUUUGGCCUGGACCUCCAGCCCUGCAUAGACCUCAUUGAGAGGCCGGCAAACCCUCCAGGGGUGCUGGCUCUGCUAGAUGAAGAGUGCUGGUUCCCCAAAGCCACUGACAAGAGCUUCGUGGAAAAGGUUGCCCAGGAGCAGGGAACCCACCCCAAGUUCCAGAAGCCCCGGCAGCUGCGGGACAAAGCUGACUUCUGCAUCAUCCAUUACGCUGGCAAGGUUGACUACAAAGCAGAUGAGUGGCUCAUGAAGAACAUGGACCCCUUGAACGACAACGUGGCUACGCUUCUCCACCAGAGCGCAGACAAGUUCACGGCAGAGCUGUGGAAAGAUGUGGACCGAAUCGUGGGCCUGGACCAAGUGAGCGGGAUGGGAGACCUUGCCUUCGGCUCCUCAUACAAGACGAAGAAGGGGAUGUUCCGGACGGUGGGGCAGCUGUAUAAGGAGUCUCUCUCCAAGCUCAUGUCAACCCUGCGCAACACCAACCCCAACUUUGUGCGCUGCAUCAUCCCCAACCAUGAGAAAAGAGCUGGAAAACUGGAGCCACACCUCGUGUUGGACCAGCUACGCUGCAACGGAGUCCUGGAGGGAAUUCGCAUUUGUCGCCAGGGCUUUCCCAACCGCAUCAUCUUCCAGGAAUUCCGGCAGAGGUAUGAGAUCCUGACUCCAAAUGCCAUUCCUAAAGGCUUCAUGGAUGGGAAACAGGCCUGCGAACGCAUGAUCAAGGCCUUGGAGCUAGACCCCAACCUCUUCCGCAUCGGCCAGAGUAAGAUCUUUUUCCGCGCUGGCGUCCUGGCUCACCUGGAGGAGGAGCGGGACCUGAAGAUCACAGAUAUCAUAGUCUCCUUCCAGGCAGCUGCUCGCGGAUACUUGGCCCGCAAAGCCUUCAUGAAAAAGCAGCAGCAGAUGAGCGCUCUCAAGGUCAUGCAGCGUAACUGCGCCGCCUACCUCAAGUUGCGCCACUGGCAGUGGUGGCGCCUUUUCACCAAGGUGAAGCCCCUGUUACAGGUGACCCGUCAGGAUGAGGUGAUGCAGGCAAAGGCAGUGGAGCUGCAAAAGGUGCAGGAGAAACACGUGAAAACCCAAAUGGACCUGAAGGAACUGGAGAACAAAUACCAGCAGCUCUCGGAGGAGAAGGCCAUCCUGGCCGAACAGCUGCAGGCGGAGACGGAGCUGUUUGCCGAAGCCGAGGAGAUGCGGGCGCGGCUGGCAGCCCGGAAGCAGGAGCUGGAGGACAUCCUGCAUGAGCUGGAGUCGCGGGUAGAAGAGGAGGAGGAGCGUUGCCAGCAGAUGCAGGGGGACAAGAAGAAGAUGCAGCAGCACAUCCAGGACAUCGAAGAGCAGCUGGAGGAGGAGGAGGCAGCCCGGCAGAAGCUGCAGCUGGAGAAAGUGAGCACAGAAGCCAAGAUGAAGAAGAUGGAGGAAGACCUGCUGGUGCUUGAAGACCAGAACUCAAAAUUGCACAAAGAGAGGAAGCUGAUGGAGGAGCGUCUCUCUGAAUUCACCUCCCAUAUGGCAGAGGAGGAGGAGAAGGUGAAGAGCCUCUCCAAACUGCGCAACAAAUACGAAGCUGUCAUCGCCGACAUGGAAGAUCGGCUAAAGAAGGAGGAAAAGGGGCGCCAGGAGCUGGAGAAGCUGAAGCGCAAGCUGGACGGGGAGGCAGGGGACCUGCAGGAGCAGGUGGUGGAGCUGCAGCAGCAGCUGGAGGAGCUCCGACAAGCGCUGGCAAGGAAGGAAGCCGAGCUACAGGCAGCGCUGGCCAGGGUGGAGGAGGAGUCUGCGCAGAAGAACGCCGUGCUGAAGUCCCUCCGCGAGCUGCAGGCGCAGCUGGCCGAGCUGCAGGAGGACAUGGAGUCCGAGAAGGUGGCCCGCGCCAAAGCCGAGAAGCAGCGGCGGGACCUGGGCGAAGAGCUGGAGGCCCUGAAGACGGAGCUUGAGGACACCUUGGACUCGACAGCCGCACAGCAGGAGCUACGGUCGAAGAGGGAGCAAGAAGUAACUGAGCUGAAGAAGACCAUCGAGGACGAGGUCAAGGUGCACGAAGCCCAGGUGCUGGAGAUGCGCCAGCGGCACACGACCGCCCUGGAGGAGCUGUCGGAGCAGCUGGAGCAGUCGCGCCGGUUCAAAGUUACCCUGGAGAAGACCAAGCAGGCCCUGGAAGGGGAGAAUGUGGAGCUGCAGAAGGAGGUGAAGGUCCUGCAAGCAGCCAAGCUGGAGUCGGAGCAGCGGCGCAAGAAGCUGGAAAGCCAAGUCCAGGAGCUGCAGCUGCGGGGCACUGACAGUGAAAGAGUCAAAGCUGAGCUUAUGGAGAGGCUGGGGAAGCUGCAGAACGAACUCGACGGAGUCUCCGGUACCCUUGGAAGUGCAGAGUCCAGGGCAAUAAAGCUUGCCAAAGACCUGGCCAGUGUAGAAUCCCACCUGCAAGAUUCCCAGGAACUGCUCCAGGAAGAGACGCGGCAGAAACUGAACCUGAGUUCUCGAGUCCGGCAGCUGGAAGAGGAAAAAGCGGGUCUGCUGGAGCAGCUAGAGGAGGAGGAGGCUGCCAAGGGCAACUUCACCCGUCAGAUCCAGAGCUUACAGCAGCAGGUGAUGGAGACCAAGAAGAAGCUGGAGGACGAUGCUGGAGUAGCCGAAUCAAUAGAGGAGGCUCGGCGCCGGGCAGCCAAGGACCUGGAGGCUCUCUCCUUGCGCUACGAGGAGCGGGUCCAGGUCUGCGACAAACUGGAGAAAGGACGGACCCGGCUGCAGCAGGAGCUGGACGAUGUCACCGUCGCCCUGGACCAGCAGCGCCAGGUGGUCUCCGCCCUCGAGAAGAAGCAGAAGAAAUUCGACCAGAUGCUGGCCGAGGAAAAGCUGAUCUCUGCCCGCUACGCCGAGGAAAGGGACCGAGCGGAAGCAGACUCCCGGGAGAAGGAGACCAAGGUGCUCUCGCUGAGCCGUGCCUUGGAGGAGGCUCUGGAGACACGGGAGGAGCUGGAGAGGCAGAACAAGCAGCUUCGGGCAGAAAUGGACGACCUGGUCAGCUCCAAGGACGACGUCGGCAAGAACGUGCACGAGCUGGAGCGUUCGAAGCGGGCUCUGGAGCAACAGGUGCAGGAAAUGCGAGCCCACCUGGAGGAGCUAGAAGACGAGCUUCAGGCCACGGAGGACGGGAAGCUCCGCCUGGAGGUCAACAUGCAGGCCCUGAAGGCCCAGCACGAGAGGGAGCUGCAGAACCGCGACGAUGCCAACGACGACAAGAAGAAGCUGCUUGGGAAGCAGGUGCGGGAGUUGGAGGCUGAACUGGACGCGGAGAGGAAGCAACGGGCCCAAGCGCUUGCAGCCCGGAAGAAGCUGGAGCUUGAUCUUCAGGAGGCGCUGGCACAGCUGGAUGCGGCCAACAAGGGAAGGGACGAAGCAGGGAAACAGCUGCGAAAAUUGCAGGAACUGGCAGCAUCGGAGCGAGCCAAGAGGCAGGCGCAACAGGAGCGGGACGACCUGGCGGAUGAGCUGGCCAAUGGGAACAGCGGCAAGUCUGCUCUUCUGGAUGAAAAGCGCCACCUCGAGGCCAGGAUCGGUCAGCUGGAGGAAGAGCUGGAUGAGGAGCAAAGCAACAUGGAGCUCAUGAACGACCGAUACCGCAAGCUCAGCAUGCAGGUGGAAACGCUCACCACGGAGCUGGCAGCGGAGCGCAGCUUCUCGCAGAAGGCCGAGAACGCCCGGCAGCAGCUGGAGCGCCAGAACAAAGACCUGAGGGCCAAGCUGGGAGAGAUGGACUCCUCCGUCAAGUCGAAGUACAAGAUGGCCAUCGCAACCCUGGAGUCCAAGGUGGCCCAGUUGGAGGAGCAGUUGGAGCAGGAGUCCAGGGAGAGGAUUCUAUCAGGGAAACUUGUGCGGAGGGCAGAGAAGAAACUCAAGGAGGUGAUUCUGCAAGUGGAUGAAGAGAGGAGGAACGCAGAUCAGUACAAAGAUCAGGUUGAAAAGAGCCACCUGCGGCUAAAACAACUCAAGCGGCAGCUCGAAGAGGCGGAAGAGGAGGCCUCGCGGGCCAACGCCAGCCGCCGCCGCAUGCAGCGCGAACUCGAAGACGUCACCGAGUCAGCAGAGUCCAUGAACCGCGAGGUGACCAGCCUACGGAAUCGUCUCAGCAAGUUAGAGCGCCGGGAGCGGAAACGCACCCCUCUGAGCUUCACCACCCGAACCGUGCGGCAGGUGUUCCGCCUCGAUGGCGUCUCAGACGAGGAGACCGAAGACCCGGAGAGCGACUCUCCGUCUGCAAACCACCAGCCUCCCAUGCCCCUGACGCCCUCUCAGGGGCAGCAGCCGGCACCCCCUGCGGAGCCAGCCCAGACUGAAUGAGGCAGGGAUUUCAGAACCCAAGGGGGUGGGGGGGUGGGUCUCAAGACCAGGGACGGGGAGUAGGAACCCCAACCUUGCUACACUGUCUGACAUGUAUACACACACAAAAAAGGAACCCCCUCCCUACACUUGCCCCCACCCUCCGGCUUCUCUUUCAAGGGUCUCCCAGCUCUCCUAUCAGGCUGCACUUUAAUAUCAACCACCCCUGAGGGGUGGGAAAUCUGGGAGGAGGGAGUUUCGGGGGUCAGGAUCUUAACUAUAUCCCUUUAAAAAGAAAAUGGGAAAUCCAACUCUCAAAUAGCCAUUGCUUUUCCUGCACCUUCUCUCCCUCCCCCCAUCCAAGUGUCUUCUUUCUCUUCUCUCCUCCCAGCUCUAGUACUGUUAUAUAUAAAGAACUCCUUGCCCACUACUAAGGAGAAAUAUACAUAUCAAAGGUCGGGCAUCAAAGUGGCAAAUGUACACAGACUGGGGUGGGGAAGGGAUGGCCCUCUCAAGCGAUGCAGCUCUGCUUCUUGGGUUUCAUCCAAGCCCUGGUUGGAGACAGCUGCUUUCUUGCAGGGAGACCCUUUGCUCUCAGCGCUGAGGGGCAGCUGUGUCGGGUCUCCUCUCCUUGCCUUCCCAUUUCCCGUCUUCCCAGGGGGGUGAUGGGGGGAGCUGUAGGAGUCCUUUGGAUGCCUUCACAUGAAGGAUACACGUGGAGAUUUUUUUUAUCAUCUCUGGAAGGCGGCUUCUCUCCAGCACACUUUACUCUCUGGACCUCCCACCUGCCCAGACUAUGGGCAAAGGAAGAUGCGUAAUGAACUGGAAACCAUUCAUCUCAGCCUGCCUUCUCUCGUUUUGGACUGGGAUCUGGAUCUCGCCCUCUCUGCAUAUCAUUGUCAGCAGCCAAGAGCACUUUGAUCUCCUCCUCCUCCUCUUGCCACCAUCCCUAAACCUGCUGUGGUGAUGAGUUAUGUGAGGAAGCCAGGAUUUGCAAACCCUGUAGAUUCAAUAGCAAAGACAGGCCACAAGCUGGCCAGAACUCAAAUUCUGUGCAGUCAGGCAAGCUGGCCAGUUUCAUCUUGCCUGAUUGCACGUGUGUGUGUAAUUCUGCUAUGUACCAUGCACAGAAUUUGAGUUCUGAGGACUCUCUGCAUUCCCUCUUUUUUUCCUUCCUCCAAUCCAAUAGAGGGGGAAAGAACAAGCCAAGUUGCUGGUCCUUGUGUGAGUUGUGGAUAGACAUUCAAAAACUUCCAGAAACCUCUGGUGUUCAGAGGCGGCUGCAUUUGUGCCCUCUUAGCUACUGGCUUGCCUUUGCUUUUGCACCUGAUAAUUCUUACUAUUCUUAUACCCCAGAUGCUUGAGACAGGUAGUUGAGUUAACAAUGCAAAAUAUGCCUACAUGCAGAAAUCAUAUUGAUUUACUUAAGGGAUUUGAACUCUGGUGCAGAAGCUGUGGGUUAGCACAAAGAAUGAAGAAAGUGCUAACAGUAACAAGCAGCUGCUUCCAAACUGUCCUCAUUCCUCUUUUGCUGAAACACCAGGAUAUGCUUUUGGUAUUUGGGGGGGAGGGGGGGUCAUCUACCCCCAAAUCCUACUGGGUGCGUCUGUGAACCUGGGUUCACAAGCAGGUUCACUGGUUUGCAAUGAAUUCUGAUCCUCGCUCACCUUCACCUGUUUUAGGAGCAACAACUUGGCUUUUCUCUCUCUCGGAAGUCUUGGCACUGCUUAUCACCACUACGCAGGGCCAGUUCAUACACAGCCAUGCCUGAAAAGUGCACGAGCAUUGGUUGCCACGGUUGCAAAUCGGAGUUUUGACCGCUUCCACGUAUGAACAUACAGAUAGCGUGUGAAGCAGUCCUCAUCUCAAGGUGCAACAGGCAAUUAUAAAGGGGCUCUUUUCUUUUUUUGCUCACUUUAGUUUAAUUCCUUAGCAAUGGUGCACAAAGGAGCUCCUCCCCUUAUUCAGUUGGGCAAGGCUCUGACAAUGAGCUGUCUUUUGCCGGUUUGCCCCAAAUGUGAGAAGGUGCAACCUGAUUCUAUGCAUGUCUACUCAGAAGCAAGGCCCACUGUGUUCAAGGGGUAUUACUCCCAGGUAAGUGCCCGUAGGGUUUCAAGCUUAGUAAUAUAAAGCACUUUUAAGUAUAUGCAAAGGGUUUUACAUUUGGGCGCUAUAACCUUCCAGCAGAUUGACUUCACCCCCAAAGGUGUUCCCCAUUGUCUCCCGAGGCAGACGGAUGCCAACAAUUUACAUCCAUUACUUUGGAAUAGAUCCAUUGUGCACCUUAUAUAGCAGAUGGGCAGAGUGAGACCAAAAAAAUAAUAAUACAGCUUGUUCCUGCACCUAAGAUGUGUGGAGAACCUUUAGCACCCUCCAGAUGUUGAUAUACUACAUUUCCCAUCAUUCCUGGAAGUUUUACUUAAGCAACAUCUGGAGGGGAGGGCAAAGGUUCCCCAUGCCUGCCUUGUUAAGGAGUUCAAAAUGAAGGGUUUGCAAAUCCUCACUUGGACUCAAAAUAUAAACAUCCACUUGUGCCUGGUCCUAAGGCUCCAGGAACUGGCACUGGGGGUGGGGUGGGGGCUGUCUUUCUAAAUAUAUAUAUAUAUGAAUAUAUUUUUUUUGCAUGGUGGUUUCUUGUCUUAAUUUGUUCUAAUUCUGUAUUAUUAUUUGUUUCUAACAAAAGCAUUUUAUUCCAAGCGACUUGAUUUUGUUGUUUUCUCAAACCCAGGGGGUUUGCAUUUUUUAUUUUAUUUUAAAUCUUUUUGCCCCCCCCCCUUCUCCCCACCCUACCAUUGCUGACUUGGAUCUGUUUGGAGUUUCUUAUCCUGAUGUAAAGGGCCAUAGCAAUUAUCCUGCUCCUUUUUUGUUAAAAAAAAGAAAGAGAAAAAAAAGAAUACUUUUUAAGAAAAAGUAUGUCUUCUAUUAAAAGUUCAUCUCGAA
This is a messenger RNA of Zootoca vivipara (common lizard), 8916 nucleotides long. NCBI's taxonomy places the organism in Eukaryota, Metazoa, Chordata, Lepidosauria, Squamata, Lacertidae. The record is from RefSeq and is a predicted model, not a curated record.